AAGGAAGCGCGACUCUCUUAUCACGUCACUCUGUGUUAAGGAGUUGAGCAGGAAACAGCCUUUCCUCUUGGAUUGUCGCAGUAGGUCAAAACACGAUAUUUUUUUCCUUACUCAAUGCACCCCUCCGCACAGAAGACGCGGAAACCGGCCAGAAGGAAAAAUGCCUCCUUCGGGGAAGAUAGUUGUUCUGAUUUUCGGCGUUCUGGUGCUGGAAUCGUCCUGGAAUGCACAACACAGCCCAUGGCUUGCCAGCGCGCUACAGAUCCAACAGGCGUUCGCCUCUCCAAACCAGACCAAUAACUUUGUGGUGGAUGAGGUGAGUAGAAAAGUCUACCUGGCUACGGUAAACAUGGUCUACCAGCUUAACAGGACCCUGAGCGCGGAGGUGGAGAAGAGAACAGGGCCGGUGGAGGACAACCUGCUGUGCCAUGCGCCGCAGCUUCCCCAAGCGCCCUGCGAGCACCCCAAAUCCCUCACUGACAACUUCAACAAGCUGCUCGAGCUGGACCGGGAGCAGGGGGUGCUGGUGGUAUGCGGCUCGGUGUACCAGGGCUUCUGUGAGCUCAGGAAGAUGGAAAAUAUAUCUCAGAUAGCGGUGGAGUUUCCCCCUCAGGGCGAGAAGACCGUGUUCCCCAGCAUGCUGAAUAUCGCCGCGAACCACCCCAACGCUUCCACUGUGGGGCUCAUCUUCAGGAGUCAUGGGGGGAACACCCGACUCCUCGUCGGGGCCACUUACACCGGCGUCGGGACCACGUUUUUCCCCAAGAACCACAGCAAGGAGGACCUGCGCUUCGAGAACACACCUGAAAUCGCCAUUCGGUCCCUGAACAUCAAUGAUUUAUCUAGGCUGUUCACCUAUGACAUCAACCCGUCCGAGGAUAACGUCUUCAAGAUCAAACAGGAGGUGAAGCAGAAGAAUAAACUAAACUUUGUCCAUGCAUUCAUUCAGAAGACCUAUUCUUAUAUUGCUAUCAACAACGACGCGAAUAUGGGCCACAAGGAGAGCCAGCCGAACAGCAUCCUGGCCAGGAUAUGCCUGGACACCGAGAACCCCAGAAAAUCCACCUCAGAGAGCCGUAAACUCACUGAGUCCUUCAUCCAGAUGCCGCUCCAGUGUGGAUAUAACGGGAACAUCUACAACCGUCUCGUCUCCGUUCACCCUGCGGAGAUCCACUCGGGGACCGGAGAGGGGCUGGAGUCGUACCUGUUCGGGGUGUUCACCAAAUCAGACAGAAAGUCUGCCCUGUGUGCGUUUCGGUUCUCAGACAUCGAGGAAGAGAUCCGUCAGGGCCGGAGGAACUGCUCCAACUCCCGCAGCAGCGAGGUGCAGGUGCUGGACAGCGUCAUCCAGGGCUCGGGCGCAGCGUGCGUACACAAAGGGAAUCUGGUGCUGCAACCGGAGCAGCUGGACUGUGGAGCGGCCCACCUGCAGCACCCACUGGCCCUACAAAGGCCCUUGAGGGCCACACCCCUGUUUGAGUCUCUGGGCCUCAGCUCUGUUGCCGUGGACGACGUACAUCACCACACUGUGGUGUUUCUGGGCACCAGCACCGGACGACUGCGCAAGCUGACCCUCCUGAAGAACCUGACCGUGGCCAAUCAGUGGGCUCUGAAGCUACCAGCCGGCGAAUCAGUGCACCACAUUAUGACCUUUGACCCCAUAGACAGGAACUACCUCUACCUUAUGACUUCUCACCAUCUCCUGAGGGUAAAGGUAGCAGCAUGUAGCCAGUACAGAACAUGCAGUGACUGUCUGGGGGCCGGCGAUGCACACUGUGGCUGGUGCACACUGGAGAGCAGGUGUUCCAUCCAGAGGGAGUGUGCCUGGGGGCCUCUGGCGCGCUCCUGGAUCGGGAUGGGCGAAGGUCCCCAGCAGUGCCCCUCCAUGACCCUCACCCCCCCAGAGAUCAGCCUGUCCACUGACAUCAAGGAUGUGGGGAUUCUGAUAAACGGCAGUGUCCCUGAUCUGGUUGGUUCGCGGGUGGAAUGUGACUAUGGAUUGGGUGUUGCCACGGCAGCCACGGUGCACCUGGACUACGGCCCAGCCCAGAUUCAGACCUGCCCCCUACUACCUCGGGAGAGGUACCCCAACAUCCCCCCUGGCAGAGAUCACUUGACUGUUCCCGUGGCGAUAAAGGUGAACGGCACAUCCGUGGUUUCCGGGAGCUUCGUCAUCUAUGAUUGCGAGAGGACAGGAGCAAUACACACGAAAACUGCAUGUAUCAGCUGUCUGAGCACCAGGUGGAGGUGUUACUGGGACCAGGACAGCCACUCUUGCCUCUCCUCUAAAGACGACUCCAAACAUAGCCUGCUUGAGAAUGCUACUUUCUGUCCAAGUCUCGUGGCAGAGAAUGUUGCACCUUCGCCCUCGGGGAUGACCCAGAACUUCACCCUGUUCCUAGACAACGUGGUACAGGGGGAGGAGCUAGAGUGUGACUUUGGGAACAAGCAGCGGUAUGAUUCCCGAUGGCUGGAGGACAGCUCAGGGGUCAAGUGCAGUGGAGUGACGCUAACCACUGUGGAGAAGAGUCAGGUGUUUCAGCUCAGUCUGCGUAGAAAGGGACACCUGGACAAAUACAUCGACAGCCCUAAACCCGUGACAGUGGAGGUGUAUAACUGUGGGGUGGGCAAUGGGGACUGUUCUCAGUGUUGGGGACGUGAGAACCUGGGACAUCUGUGUGGCUGGUGUGACAACAGCUGUAGACCCAGGAAUGACUGCCAGUAUAUGAAUAGCCAGUGUCCUGACCCCGAGAUCACCAAGAUCUCCCCCCAGAGUGGGCCGUUGGAGGGAGGUACCCUGCUCACGGUGCAGGGUAGGAACAUGGGGCGCAGGGCUGAGGUAGUGGAGGUCUCCAUCGGGAUGUUCCCAUGUACAAUCAUUCCUGACCAAUACACUGUCUCUGUGGAGCUGGUGUGUGUUACUGGGCAGGCCGUUGAUCCCACAAAGAAUUUUGUCAGAAUUACUGUGAACCAAAAAGCAAUGGCGGUGUCCAAAGAGGCCUUCUCAUACUUGGUCCCCAAGCUGCUAUCCAUGGAGCCUAGAAAGGGCUCUCGUUCUGGGGGAACCAGGGUUACCAUCAAGGGGGAGCACCUGGACACUGGCUCCCAGAUCAGAGUCAAGGUCAAUGGUACCCAGGAAUGCACCAUCCUCACGCUAACUGAAGACACCAUUGAGUGCACCAUGCCUGCGGCCCUGCACACACACACUGAGGCGGUGUCGGUGUGUGUGGAGUUUGAAUACAUACCCUGUCAGCGCUCUGAGCUCCUCACCCACUACAUUUACGAGAAGAACCCCAGCAUCAGCUACAUCAAACCCAGACAGAGCUACCUCAGUGGCGGUCGGACCAUCACAGUGACAGGGCAGGGUUUUGACCUGGUUCAGAGUGUCACUAUGGAGGUGCUAGACAUCGGACAGGCGGCCUGUAAGGUGCAGCCUCCCUCCAUGAUUACAUGCUCCUCCCCCACCUCUAGCCAAUCUCAGCAGGCCACGGUAGAGUUCUUCCUGAAUGGAGUCCUCUACACAGGAGAUAGCCCGGUCUUUUACGGCCCAGGCCAGGAGGAAGAGGAGGAGCCUCACGGAGGUCACUUCCUGUUGGAGUACGUGGAGGACCCUCAAUUCUUCACCGCCAACAAGGAGAAGCUGAUCAAGCACCACCCUGGGGAGCCACUCACACUCAUCAUCAACAAAGGACCGAGCAAUCUGGAACUGGCGCCAGAGGAAUACUCAGUAAUGAUUGGCUCCUAUCCCUGUGACAUCAGCUUCCAUAACGACCAGCUGUUCCACUGCAGCAUCAAUGGCUCGCUGGGCUCCAGUGAAGGAGAACUGCCUGUCACCGUGCAGGUGGGUAACUUCCAGAGGAUCAUAGCCAAGGUGCAGCUGGGUGCUAGUGAGCUGGCCAUUGUGGUGUCCAUCGUGGUGUGCUGCGUCCUGCUGCUGCUGUGCACUGUGGCUCUGGUGGUAUACUGUACUAAGAGCCGGAGGGCGGAGCGCUACUGGCAGAAGACUCUGCUGCAGAUGGAGGAGAUGGAGUCCCAGAUCAGAGAGGAGAUCCGCAAAGGCUUUGCAGAGCUGCAGACAGAUAUGACAGACCUGACUAAGGAGCUGAACAGUAGCCAGGGAAUCCCCUUCCUGGAGUACAAACAGUUUGUCACACGCACUUUCUUCCCCAAGAUGUGUUCAGACUAUGAGAGGAGUCUGGUCCAGCCCGUCUAUGAGAACAACGCCCUCGGUCCACGAGCCCUCCCUGAGACACACCCCCUUCUGCAGGACUGGCAGCCCUCUAACACAGCCAAGCCUAACAUGGAAGAGGGCAUAACUCUCUUCUCCACUCUUCUCAACAACAAGCACUUCCUGGUUACCUUCGUCCACGCGCUGGAGCAACAGAAGGACUUUGCCGUACGCGACAGGUGUAGCCUGGCAUCCUUGCUCACUAUCGCCCUCCAUGGUAAACUGGAGUACUACACCAGCAUUAUGAAGGAUCUGCUGGUGGACCUGAUCGACGCCUCGGCCGCCAAGAACCCCAAGCUGAUGCUGCGACGCACAGAGUCUGUGGUGGAGAAGAUGCUCACCAACUGGAUGUCUAUCUGCAUGUACAGCUACCUCAAGGAGACAGUGGGCGAGCCCUUCUUCCUGCUACUGUGUGCCAUCAAGCAGCAGAUCAACAAGGGUUCUAUAGACGCCAUCACAGGGAAGGCCCGGUACACCCUCAACGAGGAGUGGCUGCUCAGAGAGAACAUUGAGGCCAAGCCACAGAACAUCAACGUCUCGUUCCAGGGCUGUGGGAUGGACUCUCUGGCCGUGAGGGUGAUGAACACAGACACCAUCUGCCAGGUGAAGGAUAAGAUUCUAGAUGCCUUCUAUAAGAACCUGCCCUUCUCGCAGUGGCCCCAGGCAGAGGACGUAGACCUGGAAUGGUUUGCGUCUGGUAGUAACAGCAGGAUCCUCCAGGACCUGGAUAACACUUCAGUGAUGGAGGAUGGCAGGAAGAAACUCAACACAGUCACGCAUUACCAGAUCCCAGAGGGGGCGUCGUUCGCCAUGAGCAUGAAAGACAAGAGAGACAACACCCUGGGGAGAGCCAAAGACUUGGACACAGAGAAAUAUGUCCAUUUGGUCCUGCCUCAUGAUGAGCUGUUUGAGAAUAAGAAGUCCCACAGACAGAGUCACCGUAAGAAGGUCCUCCCUGAGAUCUACCUGACACGCCUCCUCUCCACCAAGGGAACAUUGCAGAAGUUCCUGGACGACCUUUUCCAGGCCAUCCUCAGUAUUCCUGCAGAACGUCCCCCACUGGCCAUCAAAUACUUCUUUGACUUCCUGGAGGAGCAGGCGGACAAGAGGGGCAUCACCGACCCCGACACCCUGCACAUCUGGAAGACCAACAGUUUACCUUUGCGUUUCUGGGUGAACAUCCUGAAGAACCCUCAGUUUGUGUUUGACAUUGACAAGACGGAUCACAUGGACGCAUGUCUGUCUGUCAUCGCCCAGGCCUUCAUAGACGCCUGCUCCAUUUCAGACCUGCAGCUGGGCAAGGACUCUCCCACCAACAAGCUGCUGUAUGCCAAGGAGAUCCCAGAGUACAAAAAGAGGGUGCAGUGCUACUACAAGCAGAUCCAGGAGAUGGCGCCACUGAGCGAGCAGGAGAUGAACGCCCACUUGGCCGAGGAGUCACGGAAAUACAGAAACGAGUUCAAUACCAACCUGGCCUUGACGGAGAUCUACAAAUACGCCAAGAAAUACAGAAACCAGGUGGUGAGUGCUCUUGAGUCCAACCCCACAGCGAAGCGUACUCAGCUGCACCACAAGUUUGAGCAGGUCAUUGCUCUGGUGGAAGACAACAUCUAUGAGUGCAGCAGUGAGGCCUGAGUCUCCCCCAACCCAGAUUCCAGCCUAUUCCCCCUGGCUGCCUCCACCCUACCCGGGGUCCAAGGACCUAGGAAACCCCCAGUCCGUCUACCCUCCACAUAUCCCUACUGUUUAUAGAGCCCAAAGACAGAAAGGAACUCUUUGCUUUAAGAAAGAUUUUGCUUUAAGACUGGAAGAGAUGUCAGCUUGAGCUUUACUGUACCACCCCUAACCCAAGACUGCCUCAGAAACCUGAUUGGGAGCACUGUACCAUGGAUUAAGAAAUGUCCUAAGAAACGUACCUUGUAUUGAGCAAUUGCUUUAGAUAUACCGAGGAAUUGAUACCCACAUCCCUUAUAUCAAAUAUAGAAUCUCUGGAUCCUCCCUUUGACUGUGUUGACUCUUCUAUUGACACAUGGAUAUAACCCCAAGCUGGUUUCCUGCUUAUUCACACCUGGCUUAAAUCUCACUCUGGUUUCACACUGCUUUGACCUGAAGCAUAGUGGAGUUAGGCACUUGGAGAUGGACCUGGAUGACGUCACCGCCUCUGGGACCUGGUUCCCCGGCAACCAUCUUACGCACUGACCCCCUUUUUCUAGGGGGAUGAGCCAAUGAUGCACUGUACUGUAUGAUAAAUGUCCAUAGCAAUAUUUAUAGCUGAGUUAUAAUGCUUUCUGAGUGGCCUGUUCAAUGAUAUGUGAAUGAGAAACUCCUCCCAUCUUCUUAUAACCUGCACUGUUCUCAGGUUUGAUUGGUGGAAUGGGCAAAGAACUCCACCGAUGCUUUGAACUACAAGUCCCAAUGGGCUUUGCAAGUUGGUGAUGGGUUAUGGAGGAGUAGAGAGUAUAAUUAGGUGAUUUAUUUAGGUGACGUUUCAUGUGCCAGACCUGCUUGCAAAGAGACUGGACUCUAUAUAAUUACAUUGGAUGUGUUCAUGUGAAGACAGGUUGAUCUGUUUUGGAAGUGACUGAGAACGAAGAUUGAUUAUGAUCAAGCGGGAAAUUUAGAGUAGAACUAUGACCUUCAGUUAAUCAAAGAGGAAGAACUGUUUGACAUGACUGUACUUGUGAUGCCAAAAUGACUUGUGUCUAUUGUCAGAGUUUGUGAAAGUAAAUGCUAUUACAAAGCUUUAAAAUGUUAUGAAAUGUCAGUUUCGUAAUCAUAUUUCAAUUCCUGUUUUCAUCAAUAACAAGGGCUCGAUUCAAUCAAAUCCGCUUUAGCCAACAUCCGCAUAGCGGUUGUUUUGGCUGUAUGGGAACUGAGUUUGAGCUGUCAUAUCCACAAGUGGCUCCUGGCAUUAUACCUAAAGCGGACAUUGCCAUUGGCUGCACGUAGUUGCAUUAACCAAAAUCCCAUGCAGCCUUAUUUACAAGUUUGAACACUGGAAUGUGAGAUAUAAUCUACACCUGGAUUAGGAUGAUAGAAAUGCUCAUGAUUUCAUUGGAUGAUUUAUAAAUUUGAGCAUAAUUAUAUCUAUAUAGCCUACAUAUUCUCAUUCUGAACUUCUAGCGCUUUGGCUUUCAUGGCAACGAUCGAUCGCAAGAGCAGCUGCUCACCGAUUUGACAGCUCUAGCAGUUUCACCUCUGACAUUGCCAAAACAUCUGCUAUGCUGGUGUCUGCUAUCGCCAGUUAAUGACUGAAUCUAGGCCCUAGUCCUAUGUAAACUGAGAAAAGUUUAAAUUUUUAAACCACAGGGCAGCAAUGUACUGUAGAGUUUUGUUUGUGCUGUCUUGAUUGGUUGUGCAUACCACCCAACAACCCAAUGGGCAUCUGGACUUUUUCUGAAAGGCUAGUACUGUAAAUGCUCCCAUAUGAAAGAAACAGCUAUGAAAAAGAAAGAUCUCAUAUUUUUAUCAUCAUUUUUAUUCCAGGACAUUUAACAACUUUAUUUCCACGUCACGUACAACAUCCUAAUCUUUACAUUAUUAACACUAGUCCUGUCUCCAGAGCUUUUAAACAUACACGCAUACACACACGCACACUAACACACACACUCUCAGGAGGUGUCAUCUUUCUGCAGAGGUUCUAUGCAGGUCCAUUUGUUUACAUUCAGGACCUUUUCCGAGCCAAGUGUUAAGAACUAACCCGUUCAGCCUCAUCAUGGGAAAGACACAGAAACCAGGGGAGAGGUCUCCUCAAUGCUUUAUGGUAGGCACAAUCUAAACCAAUUUAAAAUGUAUUUUACCCUAAGUAUUAAUUUUUUUAAUGGAUACUUUAAAGCGUAUUUAAGGGGCAUAAGAUGAACAAUUAUGUAAACAAAAGUUGCCAUAGGUUUUUUUGUAUUGUGGCAUUUGAAGGUUUCACAACACUAAAUGAUUGUAUGUGUUUUAAUGGAAGGGGAGCCCAUGGAACGUGUUUAGUUGGACAGCCACCAAAAUGACACCCAGAGGUGCUGCUUAAAGUGCUUGAGGUAGAAGUCAAGAUGCACUAACCCACAGACCUGGUAUCAGACAAUGCAACCCCUAUUCCUAACCAUAACCUUUAAAAGGGGAGUAAAAUAAUCUGACUCUUUAUCAGUGGUUUGAGGCAACUUCUACCAACUCCAGUAAACGAUUGAUGAAGCCAACUAAGCACUGUUUCUUGGUUUGUUAUGCUUUGGUCACAUUGAGGGAUAUAUGUACAGGUACAACAGGCACACCCAUGCAGUGCAGAUAGAGGUAAAUCGAGAAAAUUGGCCUAUCGGGGGCUGCUGCUUGGCGGUGGGUCCACAGAUGGGCUGGGACAGGUAAGGAGUCAGGCUUUAUGGGUCGUAGGUCAGGCAGGAGCCACCUGGCUGGCAGAGAUGGAGGAGGCCUGUGUUUUGGAGGAGGCGGUGGAGGUCUCCUCCUCACCUAAUGGGUUCUUCCCGCAACACACUAUGGUCAACAUGCAGUUCCUGAACUGGAGAAGGGAGGAGAGGGAAGGUUUUUCUCACACGUCUAUCUAUGUCCGCUUUAUGUAGACAUACACACACACUCUGCUUGGGUUACCUGUCUGUUGAGUAGAAUGUAGAUUAUUGGGUUGUAGAGGGCAGCACUCUUGGCAAAGAAGGCUGGGAUGGUCAUCAUGACAGGGCCAAAGUUGGUGCCCUGAUUGGCAAAGAUGUACCAGGCCACAGUGGCAUAGGGCAUCCAGCACACCAGAUACGAGAUGACCAUGACGAUCACCAUACGGGUCACUUCCUUCUCUGCCCUCUGAGUGGUCUCUGACUCCUGCUGCAGGGCUGCCGCCUGAAUGGACAGACACACACAGAGUUCUUUGAUAUGAGCCCUAACUGGAGAUAUAUUAGUCCUGUGCGUUUACCGGUACUCAGUGACCGUGUGUGUGGUCGUACCGCGCGGACGGUGCAGAGCAGACGGCCGUAGCAGAAGCCGAUGAUGACCAGAGGGAUGGAGAAGUGGAGGGUGAACAUGUAGAUGACAAAGGAGGUGUUUCCCAGCUCAGGUGUCGGGGUGUAGUAGUCAAUCCCACAGGAACACUGCAUGCCCUCUGGGAUGUACCUACAAACAUUCACCUCAUAUUUUUGUUUGGAAAUGUAAUAUACAGAAGUAUUGCCCCGGAGGUCUACCAGCCAUCAGCCCAUUCAUUGUUCUUAAGGUGACAUUUAAGGUAAGACUAGUAGGAGAUGCUAUUUGGAAGGUACAGUGCCUUGCGAAAGUACUCGGCCCCCUUGAACUUUGCGACCUUUUGCCACAUUUCAGGCUUCAAACAUAAAGAUAUAAAACUGUAUUUUUUUGUGAAGAAUCAACAACAAGUGGGACACAAUCAUGAAGUGGAAUGACAUUUAUUGGAUAUUUCAAACUUUUUUAGCAAAUCAAAAACUGAAAAAUUGGGCGUGCAAAAUUAUUCAGCCCCCUUAAGUUAAUACUUUGUAGUGCCACCUUUUGCUGCGAUUACAUCUAAGUCGCUUGGGGUAUGUCUCUAUCAGUUUUGCACAUCGAGAGACUGACAUUUUUCCCCAUUCCUCCUUGCAAAACAGCUCGAGCUCAGUGAGGUUGGAUGGAGAGCAUUUGUGAACAGCAGUUUUCAGUUCUUUCCACAGAUUCUCGAUUGGAUUCAGGUCUGGACUUUGACUUGGCCAUUCUAACACCUGGAUAUGUUUAUUUUUGAACCAUUCCAUUGUAGAUUUUGCUUUAUGUUUUGGAUCAUUGUCUUGUUGGAAGACAAAUCUCCGUCCCAGUCUCAGGUCUUUUGCAGACUCCAUCAGGUUUUCUUCCAGAAUGGUCCUGUAUUUGGCUCCAUCCAUUUUCUCAUCAAUUUUAACCAUCUUCCCUGUCCCUGCUGAAGAAAAGCAGGCCCAAACCAUGAUGCUGCCACCACCAUGUUUGACAGUGGGGAUGGUGUGUUCAGGGUGAUGAGCUGUGUUUGUUGCCAAAAAGUUCAAUUUUGGUUUCAUCUGACCAGAGCACCUACUUCCACAUGUUUGGUGUGUCUCCCAGGUGGCUUGUGGCAAACUUUAAAUGACACUUUUUAUGGAUAUCUUUAAGAAAUGGCUUUCUUCUUGCCACUCUUCCAUAAAGGCCAGAUUUGUGCAAUAUACGACUGAUUGUUGUCCUAUGGACAGAGUCUCCCACCUCAGCUGUAGAUCUCUGCAGUUCAUCCAGAGUGAUCAUGGGCCUCUUGGCUGCAUCUCUGAUCAGUCUUCUCCUUGUAUGGGCUGAAAGUUUAGAGGGACGGCCAGGUCUUGGUAGAUUUGCAGUGGUCUGAUACUCCUUCCAUUUCAAUAUUAUCGCUUGCACAGUGCUCCUUGGGAUGUUUAAAGCUUGGGAAAUAUUUUUGUAUCCAAAUCCGGAUUUAAACUUCUUCACAACAGUAUCUCAGACCUGCCUGGUGUGUUCCUUGUUCUUCAUGAUGCUCUCUGCGCUUUUAUCGGACCUCUGAGACUAUCACAGUGCAGGUGCAUUUAUACGGAGACUUAAUUACACACAGGUUGAUUGUAUUUAUCAUCAUUAGUCAUUUAGGUCAACAUUGGAUCAUUCAGAGAUCCUCACUGAACUUCUGGAGAGAGUUUGCUGCACUGAAAGUAAAGGGGCUGAAUAAUUUUGCACGCCCAAUUUUUCAGUUUUUGAUUUGUUAAAAAAGUUUGAAAUAUCCAAUAAAUGUCUUUCCACUUCA
Molecule: messenger RNA, 10937 nt
Organism: Oncorhynchus keta (chum salmon)
Lineage: Eukaryota; Metazoa; Chordata; Actinopteri; Salmoniformes; Salmonidae
Product: plexin-D1
Exons: 36
Coding region: 161-5863 (1900 amino acids)
Biological process (GO): positive regulation of axonogenesis; negative regulation of cell adhesion; semaphorin-plexin signaling pathway involved in axon guidance
Cellular component (GO): semaphorin receptor complex
Molecular function (GO): protein binding; semaphorin receptor activity
Source: RefSeq, a predicted model, not a curated record